Ictalurus furcatus (blue catfish) is the source of this 7157-nucleotide messenger RNA. It is a transcript of the gene hps5, whose product is annotated as HPS5 biogenesis of lysosomal organelles complex 2 subunit 2. Gene Ontology annotation, biological process: developmental pigmentation. Gene Ontology annotation, molecular function: protein binding. The transcript is spliced from 23 exons. The coding region runs from base 2740 to 6189 and encodes 1149 amino acids. Lineage: Eukaryota; Metazoa; Chordata; Actinopteri; Siluriformes; Ictaluridae. Gene Ontology annotation, cellular component: cytoplasm. The record is from RefSeq and is a predicted model, not a curated record.
UCAUGUCCUGUUUUUAGACAAAUCUGACAGAUCCUAAGGCUGUAAACAGACUAUUAGAGUACAGGGUAAAAUCCCAAAAGGCUCCAUACGUACGGGACUACAGUAUGCUUUCCAGCACCACGUCAGUUGUGCCUUCAUCAGUGGGUGUUUGUGAACGUCCACUUCUCGGUUGGUUCGCAAAACUUCCAUCUAUCUAUCCAUCUAUUAUCUUACACAGGGCCACGGGGGACCUGGAGCCUAUCCCAGGAAACUCUGGGCACAAGGAAGGGGACACUUUGGAUGGGAGGCCAGCCAUCACACGGCAAAAUCACACACACAUUCACACGCCACAGACAAUUUGGAAAUCCCAAUCAGCCUACAAUGCACGUCUUUCUACCGGGGGAGAAACUGGAAACCUUCCAGUCUUUUUGAAUUUGUUAAUAAGUUUGGCAGCAUUGUCAUGUGUGAUGUGUUCGCCGUGUUUCCUGUUAAAGUCCAUCGCAACCUUGCGACAGCUUCCUGAUCCAGCCAUGAGAAUGAUUUCAAUACGUUCUUCUUUUCUCAAAGGCGUUCUUAAAGAUUAUCUGAAAAAUUAAAAAUUUUGGAAGACAUUUUGCUAAAAAGUCUUAAUUUUCCCUAUGUAUGGAGACUUUUGGGACACCCUGUAUAUUACUAUAUUAUUACUAUAUAUGUGUUCUGGGUUUUUUUUUUUUUUUUUAAAUUUAAUUUUAUUUUUUUAUUUUAAUCACCUUUUUAUGUUUGGUAUAGCUCUCCACAUAUUCCGGCGGUCACUACAAAUACAUACUCUGAGGCAAAACAUGGGUCUUUGUGGUGUCCCAUGUUAUGUAAAUGGAGAAGAAAUAAUGAUGUGGUCCACCAACUUCAGCGAAGCAUCUCAACUUGCCUGUAAAUUCAAAAUGGUGAAGUCCAGCUAUGAUGAGGACGACCCUGCUACCUAAAACAUAAUUAAAUCAGAGAUGAUAUACUAUCUCGGUGACUGUGCAGGUUUUUCCUGCAAAAUAGCACACGGUCAAUACAGCCUGAUCAAUACUCAUUAAAAUUGCAUUAACAGAGAGCUGCUAUAUGAUCACCUAUCCAGCUAUAAUGUCAUAAUUUAGGAAGUAAGUAUUUUGCAUGAUUUUUAUUUCCUUUAAACCUUAUAAUGUGAUCAGUGGGCGGUCAUGGCAGCUCAGUAAUUGAUGCUUAGGGUUGGUGUGAAAGAAAAGAAAUGUUAUUUGAGCUUAUCUUUGUGAUGCUACACUAGGCUUAGUCUCUGGAGCAUCUCAUGUAGCAAUCAAUACAAACCAAGCAAAGGUGCAUAAUGGACCGUAUCACUCCCAGCUUUGUUUUUCCGCCUGUAGAGGCUCUAGAAAUAUAUAUACAUAUUUUAUUAUUAUUACUAUUGUAACUAUCUUAUUUUUAAGUAUCAGUGUCCAAGCAGUAGAUUUGUACACACUACAUUUUACUACAUAUUUCAUCAAUGUAGCACGACAUGAGUGCUUUAGUUUGAUUUUUCCAGUGAGUCCUGCUGCACAUAGUGCGCUUUCAUACAUCACUAUCACUACUCGGAAGUAGUGCCGGCUGAUCUAGUGCUUCUGUUCCCCACCGCCUUUUCUGCUUUAAAAAAAGCCUCCUGCGCUAUGAUUGGUCCCUGGCUUCUAAAUGAUGUAUAACUAGCCAAUCAUAUCUCAAGAGGGCGGGACUUUCAGGAAUACCGAAGGGGAACAGGAAAAUAAAUAAAUAAAGAAUUAAAUAAAUAAACAAAUGAGGGAGUUGUAACUGAAGGGGAUUUUUGUGUAAAUGUGAAAUUGGUAAAUAUUGAGUGCACAGCACUGUCGGAAUUCCCCAAACAAGUCUCGGAUAUGAGUUAAGAUCAUCUUUAUCCUGUGCUAAAAAGCCGUCGUGUAUGAUAAAGUUACGAACAUACUAGGAGUGGCAGCAGAGGUAGCAGCAGGGUAACGUGUUUACAGCAGGAGGUAGUUACACAGACAAAGAUCAGCACAGUCGACAUUCCCCGUGCGGAGAAAGCCGAAGCUGCUGGACUGUGAGUAUAGGGGGACGGGGUUGUGAAAUGUUUGGUGAGUCGCAGACAGACAUGGAAAGGAUGAGAACAACUGGAGUAAGGAGUUUGAUCUGGUCAGAUGGGUAGGCUGUAACGAAGAACACAUUCAAGUUGGUAUUAUGAAAAAGUCAACGGUGAGGUAACCAUCCGAUCACAUACCACGACUAACCGUGAAAUUGUAACACUGUUGUGUAAUUCACUUAAGUGUAUGAAGUGUAUCAUCUUUUGUUAAAAGUGUCAAAUUCAGUUGAGGUGUAAAUUGUUAUUGUCUUCUGGCAAACAUGUAUAUAUCUUAUGUAGCUUCUGGAGGGCAGUACUAAAUGAAGAAAAAAAAAAGAUCUUUAAAUAGAAUAAUAAUUUACACUGAUCAUCCUGUUUUAAAGUUUACACCCCCCUCCCUGGAUCUUCAUGUAUCGUGUUGUCUUCUUGAGCAUCAGUGAACGUUUGCACCUUUUGUAAUAGUCGUGUACGAGUCCUUCAGUCGUCCUCAGUGUGAAAAGACGGAUCUGAACAUCAUAUAGCCGCUGUUGGAAAGGGGUCAAAUAUGCAGAAGAGGCUGGAAAAGUAAAGAAUGUGCAGGACCUGGAGGAUUUUUCUGAAGAACAGUGGGCGGUUUAACUGCUCAGGACAAACAAGGGACUCAUGAAGAACUCUCACAAAACAUAAACACAGUCGCUGAUCAUCCAGAGCUCAUCAGGAUGAUUCCUGUGGUGCCCGAGUUGUUCACUCAUGUCUUGACUGAGUUUGACAGUUUUGACCCUUUAAUUUCUGCCCUGCGCCUCGACUCGGGGAGACUCAAGUGCACAUGCCUUGCAGUAUCACGGAAAUGGCUUGCUCUUGGCACCUCAGCAGGAGGCCUGCACCUCAUCCAGAGAGACGGAUGGAAACAGAGACUUAUCCUCUCCCACAAGGAGGGUUCACUCACACAUAUAGCAUGUUGCCCUCAUGAUGAAGACUUUAUUGCUGUAGCAACAAGUGAGGGUCUUGUAGUGAUUUGGGAGCUGCAGGUAGAGCGGCGAGGGCGUCCUGAGCGGGCCUGUGUAUCAUGGGAGCACCGUGGCCAGGCCAUAACAGCUCUGUGCUGGGACACAGCAGCCUUACGAGUGUUUAUAGGAGACGCAGCAGGGAAAGUGUCCUUUGUGCGUGCUGGUACCUCCAAACUCGGCAAGGGUUCGGCAUUUGUGAUCUUCCCGGUUCAGACCAUCACGACAGUUGACUCUCGCGUGGUGCAGUUGGGAUACCUGGAGGGUCAUCUGCUGGUCUCUUCUCUUAGCCGCUGCUACCUCUGUGACACCGACAGGGAGAAGUUCUGGCGAGUGGGGAACAAGGAGCGUGACGGAGAGUACGGAGCUUGUUUUUUGCCGCAGCAUCAGACCGGAUCGAGGACACCAGGCGCAGGCACUGCCCAUCUCGUGUACUGUGCUCGGCCGGGCUCACGCAUUUGGGAGGCCAACUUCAGCGGAGAGGUGCUCAGCACCCAUCAGUUUAAGCAGUUGCUUGCCUGCCCUGCUCUGCCUCUCAUCUCUUACAAGAUUGAGCCACAUUAUAACCCAGGUCAGAGGAUUCCUCAGUCCCUCACGUUUCCACGGCUACUUCACCUCAGUGAUCAUAACCUCCUGACAUGGACGGACUCUGCCAUUUAUAUCUUUACACCUCACAGUGGGCAGGUUUUGCUGUGGACCAAAAUAAAAGAUAUUGUAGACGUGGCAGUGUUUCGCAAUGAGCUGUUUUGUCUCCAUGGUGAUGGGCAUCUGUCUCACCUGCUGUUGAUGCCUGUUGAACGCUGUGUGGAGAGACUGAUGAAGCGAGAGAGCUGGACACUGGCUGCUACUGUCUGUUGCAUGUUCCAGCACGCUAUAGUAACAUGCAGGGCAAGAAAGACCAUCCCUAUUGAUCGCCUCGAACAUCUCAAGGCCCAGCUGAACUCUACCUCCCAGGAGGAGCUGAUUGGUCAGCUGGAGGCAGUAAUCAGCAAGAUGGAGCCUUUUGACUCUGCCUGUAGCAGUCGCAGAAGCAGCUUCUCCUCUCAUGAAAGCUUCAGUGUGCUGGACUGCGGCAUCUACCGCGUCAUCAGCCGUAGAGGCAGCCAGUCAGACGAGGACACCAGCUCCCUCCUUAGCCAGUCAAUGCUGGAGGAGGAAAGGAUGAAGGAGUUUAGCUUUGGUCAGGAGGAGGAGCAGGUGGAGCCUGACCCCCAGUCAUGUGUGCGUGCAGAGGGGGACAAAUCCGAUCUCUGCCUGCAGUUCCACCUCCCACUCUCAUUCCGUCCAAAACCACCACUCAUCGCACUGCAGGCUGUUAAAGACAGUGUUUCAAGCUUUGUGAAGAAGACGACGGAAAAAAUCAACAAUCUGCAGAUGAACUCUGACCUCUGGCCCCGACCGGACCAUAGGGAAGGUGGACAGGGAGAGGUCACACCCUCACUGACUUCAUGUACAGAAGAAUUAGACAAUGAGGAGACUGUUGAGAAAGCCGAGAAGGAGUUACACGAGCUAAGGGCGGCAACGGAGAAAGCCACCUUACAGAUCCAGGACCCUGUCGUUCUCUUGGAUACCAGGUACUUGACCGAGGUGUUCCUAGAGUGGGUCCCUAUUCUAGAAAGGGUCUUGGGUCCAGAGAACCCUACAAGCAGAGAGAGGGACAAUGGGGAGAUCAAGGAGGAGGAGGAGAAGAAGAAGAGCUUGGAAAUGGAAGACGCUGACCCAGACAGACAGCCCUGUUCAGCUGACCGUGGAGUAGGAUGCCAGACAGAAUCGGAGCACACCUCAAACCUUGUAGAGGAAGAAAGCCUUACAGACAGUACUCUCAGCUCCACUGCUGUGUUUGCAGAAUCUUCAGUAGCCAUUGUAGCUCCAGUGGCGUACACCCUGCCUUUAGACCUCCUGGAUGACCUCUCUCAACUCGCGUGCCUCUACUUGGACUUGGGCUGCCCAGGUGGAGCAGGUGACGGAGAGCUGGAGAGGGUUUGCGUGUUUCUGCGGAGGUUCUUUUUCCUGCUGGAUAAGGAGAGAGUGAGGAAGAUGUGCACUUUGAGGUUCAGGGAGCAACCAGAUGUCCUAAAUACCUACGUUGCUUGUAUGCUAGAGUUUACCCAGGCCAGUAAGGUGGUGGAAGUCAUUCAGAAAGGAGAUUUACUGAAGUCACUGCGCAGUCUGAGAGAGCUGCAGCCCUGGAACGCUCCAGUGCUCCUCACACACCUUUACAGACUGUAUGAGAAGCAUGGGGAGAUGGCCGUUCGGGCAUACCCCCAGUUCUAUCCUACAAUCCUACCCUCUGACAUCAAAGCCAUGGUCCAACCCAGUCACUUUUUGCCAUACCUAGACAACCUGGUUCAGUCCCAAGCUGAAGAACAAAGACUCUCUUUCUUAGGGUCACUGCUUCAGCCUGAGACGCUACGACAAGUUUGGUUGGACCUAGCUCUCAUCCAUGAUGCACCACGGAAAGAUGAUACGAUGACAGCUGAUGGACAACCAAAGUGGCACUCUCACUUCUUCUGCUGGGGUUAUGGACGCCUGCUGUCCUUGCUGAUCCGCCUGCCUGCCGACUUAGACUCCAAACAGAAGAUGAUGGAGUCAUGCAGACUUCAUGGUUACUGGACAGGCUAUCUCUACCUGUGCAAAGAGCUGCACCAGCGCACUGAGGCUUUCUCUGCCAUCUGCAGAUUAGAUGAUAUGAGUCUACUGGAGGAACCCAGUGGUAUCGUUCCACAGACCAUGGAAGAGUGGAUGUUCCUGAUUCAGCUUUGUCAACAGAGGAACUCCACGAGCCCUUCAACAACCAUUUCACUUCUUCCUUCUGACCCUACCGCCUGUCCCUCCACACCUAAUACAAUUAACGGCACCAGUGCCGAUAGCUGUGUGGAUAACACUAAUGGUAAAGGCAACGAUGAUGGGCCCGUUGACCUGAUCAACGGUUCGGCGGAUUGGAGCAGCCGGAUCAGUGUGGAGAAGUUGAUACUGUGCCUGGCGCGGAUUGUAGGGCCGGACCGGGCCCUAGCAGCGCUGCAGGAGUGUGGGCUGAACUCGGAGCUGAACACUCACGCUACACUGGUGUGUGAGAUCCUGAGAGUGGCAGAGAAGAGGCAGAGAGCUCUGAUCCAGACCAUGCUGGAGAGGUGCGAUCGGUUCCUUUGGUCUCAGCAGGCCUAAUGAAGAAUCCUCUUCCCUGAUCUGCUCAUGACCUUACUGCAGCCCUUCAGCAACCACCAGGACAGUCAAGACUGCCUGUACUCUUCUAGCUUCUACACUACAGACUACAUUUAUGGCAUUUGGCAGACACCCUUAUCCAGAGUGACUUCCAUUUAUCUCAUUUAUACAACUGAGCAGUUGAGGGUUAAGGGCCUUGCUGAAGGGCCCAACAGUGGUAGCUUAGCAGUGCUGGGGCUUGAACUCCUGACCUUCUGAUCAGUAACCCAGAGCCUUUAACCACUGAGGUACCACUGCCCACAGUCUACUUCAUCAUAUCCCAGAGAUCCUACUGUAGGUACAUUAAUCUCAGUGUUUGCCUGUUGGUCUGAAUCCAGUUUUGCUUUUCACUACCAGCUGAUUCAGUGUUGUUGUUGUUGUUGUUGUUCAGAUUGUAGUUUAGCACUCUUUGUGCUCCAUAUAUAUGAGUUUUACUUGCAGAUGCACUUUCUCAAUGAUACGUUUGCAAUUAUGCUAAAUAGCUGUGUGUGAUUUUUAUAUCCAGACCAACAUGUUAGGCAGGUUUGUUUGCUAAACACUCUUGAAAAAAGAAAAAAAAGAAAAAAAACAAGAGCGUUCAAAUACGGUCUUCAGAAAGGAGUGAGUCGUAUUUGUACACCACGCACUAAACCUUUUAUGAGUUAUGUUUGUGUUUUGAUGACAUUAACAUUUUUUUUGUUUGCUUGUUUAAUAAUAAAGUGCAAUAUUAUUUGCUUAAAGUUAUUUAUCUAUUUAAUUGAACGUUCUUUUAAAAUAUAUGUGAACAUUUUGUGGGUCUUAAAAACAAAAACUGGAUACGAACAAAUACCUUCUAGAUGUUCAAUAGACAUUUUCAUUUGAAGAUUAUGUAAUAAAAUAAGAGUAUUGUAUAAACUUUGCUUCGUUGUCGACUUGCAGCUAUGGCAGCUGCAGCGACAAUAAUAAACAUGUCU